AUGAAGUCAGAGUUAUUUAAAAAUAUAUUUAAUAACAUUUUUAUUAGAUCAAAUAUUUUCAAUCAGUUACAAAAUCAAUCAUAUGGUCCUAGAUAUGAAAGAUUCAAAUGGAUACAAUUAGUUAAUUCACCGAUUCUAUUGAUACAAUAUGACUAUUUCGAUCUUUUUGUACAACAUUGGGUCACCGUUGGUUGCAGUAACUAUCACUACAAACAAAUGAAAUUGAAAGACAAUUUGGAUAUAUUUAAUGAAGCAAUCAGAUGCAACCGAUUAAACUUUAUCAAGUGUUUCGUGGAACUCAAUUUAUUCGACCUUCCAAAGUAUUCAGCAGAAGUAAUAUAUAUGGCAAUGACAGAAAGAAAAAGAGAGAUUGCAGAUUAUCUAGUUUUGACAAGCAAAUCAGAUUUUAUUUGUAACUAUUCACCAUUGGAUCUGAUUGAUGCUUGCAUUUCAAACGAUAUUGAAACCGUCAAACUAUUGUCACCAAAGGUCAACAAUGAUCAUUACUAUGAAGCUAAUUCACCGUUGUUUCAAGCUGCUUUGAAUGGUAAUUUGGAGAUUUUAGAGUGGCUAUUGGACCAUAGAUUCGAUGAAGCCAACUUGUUAGGUAGAACUAGAUUGAUUGGCAUGACUUUUAACGAAGGACAAAUUCACGUACCUGAUUGGCUACUAUCGAAAGGCUACAUAUUUGAUAUAGAGUAUCAAUUUUCAGAACUAAAUAUAGAUUUCACUGUUAACUUGUAUCAAUGGUUGAGCACAACUAAACUAAAUAUCAUCUUUUCAUCACAAGAUAUUGAUUUUGCUGCACAAACAUCUUCACUCGAUACUAUAAAGUGGAUCAGUAAUCACAGUAAAGAAGAAUGUACAGAAAUGGCAAUGUAUAAAGCAAUCACGCACACCAAUUUCGAAGUUGCCAAAUGGUUACACGAAAACUAUACAGUUGGUGCAUUUGAGAUAGAUUACAUAGUCUCAGAGGAUGAGAAGAUAGCGCUAGAAAUGGUGAAAUGGUUUCAUGAAAAUAGAACAGAGGGAUUCAGUAGUAAUGUUAUGGAUUCAGUUGCUUCUAUAUCGUUGGACAUUGUUAAAUUCCUUCAUUUCAACAGAACUGAAGGAUGCUCCGAAUUGGCAAUGCUUAACGCUAUAAAGGCAGGUCACACAGAUACAUUUGAAUUUCUCAAAGAGAAUAGAACAGAAGGUGCUCCAAACGAUCUCAUUGAACAACUUUGUGCUGAUGGUAAUUUGGCGAUGAUUCAAUAUCUUCAUAAAACUGGAAAGCCAGAUGAAUAUCAAUGGCCUCAAGAUGCAUUCGAAUCGGCUGCUAGAAAUUCACAUCUCGAUUUGAUAAAGUGGAUUCAUCAGAAUACUUCUCAUCGUUGCUCAAAUGAAUCGUUUAAUUGGGCAUUGUUAAAUGGAGAUUUUGAAAUGGUUCAAUAUCUCAUCAAUAACAAACUUUGUUCAAAUGAUUUGGAAUCGAUAAUGAUUUCUCAUAUAAGUUCUCAUUAUUCCAAAAUUGCAGUAUCAGACUGGUUAUUGAAACAAAAUAUAUUUGAUCAUGCCAAACUUAUUGAAUGUGCCAAUCAAAAUUAUGAGGAACUAAUAGGCGCAUUCUUCAAAGAUUAUAAUAUUUUUAUUACAGAUAUUUGA
Molecule: messenger RNA, 1644 nt
Organism: Heterostelium album PN500
Lineage: Eukaryota; Evosea; Eumycetozoa; Acytosteliales; Acytosteliaceae
Product: ankyrin repeat domain-containing protein
Exons: 1
Coding region: 1-1644 (547 amino acids)
Molecular function (GO): protein binding
Source: RefSeq, a predicted model, not a curated record